UCUUCAGCUUGCAUUGCAAGAAGCAUUACGAACUGACUGAGACCCUAUCGUGGUAUCAAUUCAAUGAUGGCUGUGUGUCGAUUUAUGCCGAAAAUCCUUAGACUUGGGAGCCUACAUCGGAUAUCCCUGGUGCCGAGACAGUGCCUUCAUAGAGGAGCAGUGAUGGGCGUGUCUGACGCAGACUUUACAUCCGCUAAGGACAGAGUGGGCACCCUCUCGGAGGACCCCGGAAAUGAGGUCAAAUUGAAGAUGUAUGCACUCUUUAAACAGAGUACAGUGGGAAAGUGCAAUGCCCCCAAGCCAGGCGCGUUUGACUUUGUCGGCAAAGCCAAGUGGAGUGCAUGGAACGAGUUAGGCAAUAUCACUCAGGAUGACGCAAAACAGAAGUACGUUGAUAUGGUCAACGAUUUGGUAGCUAAGGAUUCCAAAGCCUCGGCAGCAGCUGCUGCUGAACAGUCAAAUGCCACGCCUAGUGGGUAUGAAAACCUUGUCGUUACCGUGGAGAAGGGCGUGUGUAAAAUCAUGAUGAACAGACCAAAGAAGAAGAAUGCAAUCAACAGAGAGACGUAUGAAGAAAUCAUAAAAGCUUUGGAAUCAGCAGGAGCAGAUGCUAAUGUUGUACUAGCUGUUCUCACUGGUGCUGGAGACUUCUACUCUGCCGGUAAUGACCUCAAUAAUUUCAUGACCGUCACUCCAGAAACAAAGGUGCAGGCAGCAAAGGAGGGAGCAGUGCUUCUAGAAAGGUUUGUAGCUGCCUUUAUUGACUUCCCCAAACCACUCCUAGCUGCUGUUAACGGACCCGCAGUAGGCAUACCAGUAACAACCCUUGGGUUAUGUGACAUCGUCUUCGCUUCAGACAGGGCAACAUUCCAUACGCCAUUUGCAUCUUUAGGCCAGUCACCAGAGGGGUGCUCCUCCUAUAUCUUUCCCAAGAUAAUGGGACAAGCCAAGGCCAACGAGGUUCUUUUGUUUGGACGCAAGCUGACGGCUCAAGAAGCUUUUGACCGGGGUCUGGUGACAGAAAUCUUCCCAGACGCUUCUUUCCAAGAAGAUCUUCAGAAGAAGUUGGACCAAUAUGCACAGCUACCAAGACAGUCGUUGCGAAUUUCCAAGACACUUGUUCGCAGCAUUGAACGAGAGAAGCUCCACCAAGUCAACAAGGAAGAGUGUGAAGUCUUAACCGAAAGGUGGACAUCGGACGAGUGCCUAGAAGCCAUUCUGAAUUACUUCUCUAGUAAAUCAAAGCUUUAACCACCCACCAUUCAAGGCACUGUAAAUAUUGUUUGUCAGUGUAAAAAAUAUUUACUUCGUUUUGGCUUUAACGACCCAACGAGCCAUUAUUACACUUUCGGUACAGAAAAAAAAAAA
Molecule: messenger RNA, 1368 nt
Organism: Asterias rubens (European starfish)
Lineage: Eukaryota; Metazoa; Echinodermata; Asteroidea; Forcipulatida; Asteriidae
Product: enoyl-CoA delta isomerase 2, mitochondrial-like
Exons: 10
Coding region: 64-1251 (395 amino acids)
Molecular function (GO): fatty-acyl-CoA binding
Source: RefSeq, a predicted model, not a curated record